AUGUCAAGACAACAUCUAACCAAACUCGAAUCCCAAAUAUCAUCCCUCAAACAUGAACUUGAACUGGCCACAUUCCUAAACAAAGGUAUCCUUCAGACGAAUACAGAGUACAAGCUCCGCAUAGCUGAGCUAGAAAGCGAGAAUAUAAUACUAUCGAAAGCCGAAUCAAAGUUAUCUGAAACUGAAGAUGAGUUGGAAGUCACUCAAAAGCAGUAUAGGACAUUACAAGGUGAUCAUGUGGAUUUACUCAAUGCGCAUAAUUCGUUAUUGCAGGGACAUAGCGAACUGAAAGAUGAAGUGAGGCUGUGGCAAGAUAGGUAUCAGGAUCUGAGGAAGAGCAUAAAAGGUUUAUUAGAUAAUGGACAGGUCGAUGUGGAUGCGGAUGGGGAUGGUCAGAGUAAGAGGAAUAGUAUAACACCUAUAUCAAAGUCCCGAGCUACCUCGGCUUCAGCUUCAAUUUCAGUAUUAGCAAAGCGACGUACAAAUGCUACCACCCGAAACCAGGAAGAUCAGACGAAGAUCGCUUCAUCUUCCAAAGUGCCCUUAUCUGUAUCACCCGUCUUACCGCCUCUCAGAUCUCAGUCGAAAAAGCGCAGGAGAGUGGAGGAUUCCGUUUCAGAUCAGGAGUCGGGAGAUGAGCAGAUAGACCAGGAUGACCGGGAGAAUCAUGAAGAUCGAUAUCAUUCGCAUAACCUACAUACUCCAUCACCUAGGAAUACAUAUUCAUCUCGGACGAAGUAUCAUACAACGACUCGGACACCGACGAUACAUCCGAAUUCCAACUCGACGCCCAAUGGCAAACCUCGUUCAUCCACUGCUUCAAUGACAAACAAGAGGAAAACGAAUAAUCAGAAUCAAUCAAAUGUGAAAGUGAAGGAUGAACCGAUAAGUCCUGACAAUGGCAGAAGGGGUAAUGAUGAUACACAAUAUAGUGAUGAUGGUGAUGAUCCAUUAGCUAUGAUGUAA
Messenger RNA from Kwoniella botswanensis, 966 nucleotides. RefSeq lists its product as uncharacterized. The transcript is spliced from 4 exons. Bases 1 to 966 code for a protein of 321 amino acids. The record is from RefSeq and is a predicted model, not a curated record. NCBI's taxonomy places the organism in Eukaryota, Fungi, Basidiomycota, Tremellomycetes, Tremellales, Cryptococcaceae.